GUAAAUGACGACGUAGCAGCGGAUCUCAGUCAGCUGUAGUAGGUGGGUUCACACAGAGCCAAGAUGGCUGACUUUGAGGAGCCGCUGUCAGAUGAAGAGAAGGUUCGCAUAGCAGCCAACUUUGUUACCCAUGCUCCUCCUGGAGAGUUUAAUGAGGUCUUCAAUGAUGUGCGGCUUCUUCUCAACAAUGACAACCUUCUUAGAGAAGGGGCUUCUCACUCAUUCGCCCAGUACAACAUGGAUCAGUUUACUCCUGCCAAAGUUGAGGGAUAUGAUGAAGCGGUUCUGAUCACAGAGCAUGGUGACUUGGGUCAGGGACGUUUCCUGGAUCCYCGAAACCAGUUAUCGUUCCAGUUUGACCAUUUAAGAAAGGAGGUUAGCGAAGUGCAGCCUUAUGAAGGAGAUGGGAGUCUGAGAAGCUGGAGAGAUGCCUGUGAUGCUGCCCUCAGUGCCUACGUCAAAGAGCACUACCCUACAGGAGUCUGUACGGUUUAUGAGAAGACAGUUGAUGGUCAGCAGACAAUUAUAGCCUGCAUUGAGGGACAUCAGUUUCAACCCAAAAACUUCUGGAAUGGCCGCUGCAGGUCAGAGUGGAAGCUCACCCUUGGUCAGUCCACUGCUCAUGUGGUUGGAGUACUGAAAAUCCAGGUGCACUAUUAUGAAGAUGGGAAUGUGCAACUGGUUAGCCAUAAGGAGAUAGAAGACUCCGUUGCUGUGACUAGUGAAACUCAAACAGCAAAGGAAUUUGUUGACAUUAUUGAGAAUGCCGAAAAUGAGUACCAGACUGCGAUCAAUGAGAACUACCAGACCAUGUCUGAUACGACCUUUAAGGCCCUGCGUCGCCAGCUGCCCGUCACACGCACCAAGAUCGACUGGAAUAAGAUCUUAAGUUACAAAAUUGGCAAAGAGAUGCAGAACGCUUAGAGGAGGGUCAGGGACCAACCAGGAUGAUGCACACUCUCAUGGGCCUACAACCCAUCUAUAUAUGCUCAAGGACUAACCAAAGCAUAACUAUAUCAAUAUGAAGCAAGGAAAUAAUGAAGAAAAAAAUUGUAACACAGGAUUUGCAGUCUGUUAGGGACAGAAAUGUUUGUCUGCUGAAUGGAAAGUGCAGUUAUAUAAAAAUAAAGUGGUCUGGAGAUAAGUGUUACUUUUGAAUGUGUGAGUUGUGUUGACGGUGUGCAGGGCUGUGGCUCAGGACUGCUUCUUUUUGGGGUUAAAAAUAAAAUCUUCCACUGUUUUAAGGAAUCACAAAACUCUCCCAAGUUCAGGUUCCACUACUGUUUGUCUUAGUAACACUGAUGUGGAGCUGUGAACACUGCUGUCUGCAUCCAGGGCACCGAGCAGCUGAUGACAGAAAUCAAGCACAUCAUCACAAACCAGGGUUUUUGUUUGUUUGUUUUGGUCGUAGUUGCCAUCUGUUGUGAAACAGAAAAUCAAGUCUAUUAGUAAAGGCAUGAUAUUAUUCUGAAAAUAGUUAGUAGGUGCAUUUAAUACAAACAAAACAUUUUAUGAACAGCACAACCCUAGAUGUGGCCCUGGCAUACAAGUGCUCUCGCACCGAUGUGUUUGUUGGUACCCGUUGGGUCAGAGGGAGAGUCGACUUGGCUUUUCUGUUGUGCUCCACUGAAGUCUUUCCAUUCAUGCAAGUUGUGAUGACAAAAAUGAAGAAAAAGCCACCUGAGCUGCUGCAUCCAUGAUCCAUUCUCUGUUCUCUUCCUUUGGCAACACCUCCAUCGCUGUACAGCUUUUCCUUUGCAUAAAAGGAAAAUAUUAUCAUAUUAAUCCAAAUUUAUUUGCCAAAAUCUCUUUCCUAUGGUAAAGAACUCCAUUCUCCUGCUCAUGUGUGUAAAUUCCUAAUUUAAUAUGCUUUUUCUUGUUCAUUUGAGUCUUAGGCUAUUGCGCUCAUAACUGUAACAAACUGUAAUAAUCAAUGCCAAGAGAAUGCAAAGCAGCUGCCAUAUGGCAAGAUCAUUUACUGUAAAUGUAACGUUACUCCUGUCAGGCCACGUCUUUCUGUAUUACAUGACAUCUGAGUAGGCUGACUUUGGAUCAGUUACCUGUUAGCUGUGCUAUGUGCUGCGUUCAACCUUUACAGUGUACUACAGCUGUGUGCCGAUGGGUUCAAAACUUCAAAACUGUACUGCCCCAUUCUGUUCAAAUAAAUGUACUGAACAUCUUGGUUA
This is a messenger RNA of Austrofundulus limnaeus, 2186 nucleotides long. It is a transcript of the gene capza1b, whose product is annotated as capping actin protein of muscle Z-line subunit alpha 1b. Gene Ontology annotation, molecular function: actin filament binding. The record is from RefSeq and is a predicted model, not a curated record. Lineage: Eukaryota; Metazoa; Chordata; Actinopteri; Cyprinodontiformes; Rivulidae. Gene Ontology annotation, biological process: actin cytoskeleton organization; barbed-end actin filament capping. Bases 64 to 924 code for a protein of 286 amino acids. Gene Ontology annotation, cellular component: cortical cytoskeleton; F-actin capping protein complex. The transcript is spliced from 10 exons.